AUGAAGGGCACUCCAGAAACACCUCAAUGUGGCUUCUCAAGAACGAGUAUACAGAUUCUGAGCUUGCAGGGACUGGACCCGCGGAAUUUCACUGCUUUUAAUGUGCUAGAAGACGAAGAUCUACGAUCAGGAAUCAAAGAAUAUUCAGAUUGGCCCACGAUCCCUCAACUAUACGUGAACAAAGACUUCGUUGGAGGCUGUGACAUUCUGAUGCAGAUGCAUAAAGACGGCUCGCUGGCCGAACUGCUGAGCAAGAACAAGCUGAUUGUGGAGGAGAGUGGUGACAUUGAGGGCGAAAAGGCGGAGGCGGUCAGAGAAACCACAGAACAAAGCACGGGAGCGAGAUCGAAGGAUGCUAAAGGAGAGAGCUCGUAA
This is a messenger RNA of Lithohypha guttulata, 375 nucleotides long. It is a transcript of the gene GRX5, whose product is annotated as monothiol glutaredoxin grx5. NCBI's taxonomy places the organism in Eukaryota, Fungi, Ascomycota, Eurotiomycetes, Chaetothyriales, Trichomeriaceae. The transcript has 2 exons. Bases 1 to 375 code for a protein of 124 amino acids. The record is from RefSeq and is a predicted model, not a curated record. Gene Ontology annotation, cellular component: mitochondrial matrix.